AUGGUCCAGCUUCAUGUUGCAACCGAACAACAGGUCGAUUAUACUGUCGGCCAGGCUUUCCAAUUGCCCAAGGCAAGUGUCACUAGCCAUGCUGCUAGCCCUGAGAAGAGGAAGAAGAACGAGAAGAAGAAAAAGAAGAGCCCACGCUCUGGUAAACAAAAAUUACACGGUAAGCAGGACACAGAGAAGGUCGAUGGUUUACCAAAAGAAACACACCAUAAUGCUCGGAUGGGUGGUGAAGUAACAGAUCCCGGCCCAAUUCCACCUGCUGGAUCCUAA
Molecule: messenger RNA, 279 nt
Organism: Penicillium subrubescens
Lineage: Eukaryota; Fungi; Ascomycota; Eurotiomycetes; Eurotiales; Aspergillaceae
Exons: 2
Coding region: 1-279 (92 amino acids)
Source: RefSeq, a predicted model, not a curated record